AUGUCCUAUUUCCACACAAGCGUCAAGUUUAGACAAUGGAGGCACAGGCGUAACUUGGAGUCUCGGUUAUAUAAGAAACACAAACAGCUAGAAAAGGAUCGAGUCAGAUUUCUGGAAAGCCUUCCACCGACAGCCAGUAACGAUGCUUUGUGUGAAAUGUCAACAACGGAAUUGCGAAGAGAGCUCCAAGCAGGACGUGUGACGUCGCUAGAAGUUUUACAAGCCUUCCAGAGACGUGCUGCUAAACUUUUACCACGGAAUUGUAUUGCAGAGGUGUUUCUGGAUGCGCAGAAGGUAGCCUCUGGGUGUACUGCAAUCAACCCGGCUUUGCCACUCUGCGGGAUUCCAGUGUCUUUGAAAGAACAAAUUCAAAUAAUUGGCUAUGACUGUCCUCUCGGCUUGGUUAAAAAAGUCCUCUAUCCAGCGACGGUCGACGCAGUCGUUGUCAAGAUGCUGAAGAUUGGACAAGCCAUUCCAUUUAUUUCAUCCUCGAUGUCACCAGCUGGUCUGUCAUUGAAUUCCUCCAACGAAAUAUACGGCAAGCAGAGACAUCUUUUGGAUGACGCCCGUCUGAGUGGAGGUAGUUCAGGAGGGGAAGCCAUGUUGAUAGCCGCAGGAGCCUCGCCGCUCGGAUUCGCAACGGACCUCGGUGGAAGCAGUCGAAUUCCGUCGUCCUUUUGUGGUAUUUGCUGUCUCAAACCAACCUCUCGACGUGUCAGCCUCUACGGUGUGUUUACACGAUACAAACGGGCAGUUCUGCAUAUCGACUCAACGGUCUCUUUACUGUCGCGGAAAGUCGAUUCGCUUGUGGAUGGAAUGCGCUGUUUGUGCCAGCCGUUGCAAAAUGAACUCGACCCCUACACGGUGCCUAUACCGUUCGAUGAGGCCAAGUUCGCCGACAACACGAGGCUUGUUAUUGGGUAUUACGUUGAACUCAGUGAAUCUGGCAUCCCGGCCCCUGUACCAGCAGUUCAACGGGCUCUGGCGGAGGUGAGGUAUCUCUUAGAGAAGGCGGGUCACACCCUUGUCCCCUUCCAACCGCCAAAUCCCAGGUAUGGAGAGGAGUUGUUCACGGCAUGUGUCUACGCAGAUGGCGGUUAUCAGUACUGUGGCGCACUGCAUGACGAGCCUAUCAACGAGCACCUUCAAACAAUCACUUCCUUUCUAAAAAUUCCAGCAUUCUUGCGUCGCUUUCUAUCAUUAUUAAUCAGGAGCACGUCUCACAACUUUGCCCAGUACGCAAUAAACACGUGCGGCAGACAGCGUGGCGCAGACAUGCUGCGUCUCAACUGCGACGUCGCGAGUUACGUAAAGAAGGUCGCGCAGGCAAUGGUGACUGCUCAACCGCGACCCAUCGAUCUAAUCCUCUGUCCCGCCACGGCAUUUCCAGCUCCCAGCGACAGCGUCUCGAGCAUUUUGUUGGAGUCCUGCCAGUCCUACUGUGGUCUGUGGAAUUUAACCGACUUCCCUGCUGGAGUCGUGCCUGUCAGUCACGUGACAGAGUCCGACGAGGCGGAAGAGCUGCGAACUACUAGUGGCAGUUACGUCUCGCGAAAACUCCAUGAGAUGCAAAAAGCCACGAUGGGACUUCCGCUGGCCGUUCAACUCGUAGGUCGCCCAAUGCACGAGGAGACGGUUUUGCGAGUUAUGAAGGAGAUUGAGAGAGGAGUGGAGUUGCGAAGAAACGGAGGAAAUGGAUCUCGAUUGGCCUAA
Mesocestoides corti is the source of this 1713-nucleotide messenger RNA. Lineage: Eukaryota; Metazoa; Platyhelminthes; Cestoda; Cyclophyllidea; Mesocestoididae. The record is from the annotation of a GenBank genome assembly.